AUGCAUUAUGGUGGUGCCAUUUUUAUUAAAUAUUCCCUUAUUACCAAUGAGACAGUUGAAGUCUUAGGUUACUACGGCAAUGAUCCUUUAACUUCAUUUACACAGUGGGAUAUUCCAGAAACUUUAACGAUAAUGAAUACUAACUUUGUGCUUGCCCAUCUUCCGUCUGUUGGUUUUCAAAACGUCUUGAUCACAUCAUCAUAUCCAGGAAUAAAUCAAAAAUUAAAUCUUCGGUUUAAAAAUUUUCUAAACAUUACUUAUAGAAAUCCUAUUUCUCAGUCAUCGGAAAACGUUUCCAUUUAUCAAAUCUACAAUAAUGAUACUAAACAAUUACAAUUGAGACAAACUUUUUCAGGGUUAUCCAAUUGCCUGAUUCUUAAUGAUAACAUUACGAUCAGUUGUCCAAUUUUGCCGAGUACUUUUAAUGUUCCCACAGCUUCCUAUAUGAUAGUCGUAGACAAUGGGUUCGUUCAAGACUCAGGUUUGCAAGAACAAAUACGUGGUAUUGGAAAUGGAUUGUGGACUGUUCAAACAGAGUCUCGAGACUCACCAUAUAUUUAUAGCGAACCAAUUACUGGAACUCUACGUCUAUCAGAAGAUGGAACCAUUUAUUAUAAUAAUUUAACAUCUAAUCAAAAAUCAUUAUUUCUCAUGAGUUUACGUGAUGAGCUUGCUUCAAGUAUUCCUACCGAUUCAUCAAGGCUGUUAUUUUCUGGACGUACUAAUAUCGAUCUAACAACUCCAGCUCAACAAAUAUUGUUCGAAUUAAUAAUUUCUGAUACAAAAGAUUUAUUCCAACCAAAUUCCGACCAAAUAAGGACUGAUUUUAAUGCAUUGAUUGAGAAUAAAUAUAUUACUAUACUUUCAACUCUACCUCACACCACCUAUAUUGACGAUAAACACAAAUUUGAAUCAAUACCAAAUUUGUUGAAUGAAUUAUUGAAUCACAAGCAUUGGAUUAUUGGUGUUGGGAUUGUGUCAAUCUUUCUGAUUAUUUUUCCACCAAUUACAACAUGUCCACACAAAAAAAAAUGCCAAUUAAAAGAUGAUUGUGUAAAAUUGCAAGAUGAUGAUUUUUCAGCGAAACAGUGCCGUGCAUCACUUCUUUUCACAUCAUGUUUAAGCUUAUUUCAUCUGUUUUUGAACAUUCUGUUUAUUAUGGAAAAUGCGAAAGAUGUUUCAUAUCUUUAUCUUCCAAGUAUUACCUUUUUCAGUAUUGGCAUUGGCUUGGAUACAAUAUUUGCAUUUGCAAUAUUUACUAGAAAAUUUUCGAAUUAUUAUUUUAAUGAAUGGCUUAUUUUAAAUCUUAAAUGGGCUGCUUUAUUUACCUUGCUAUCUAGUGCUGAUAUUGAAGUUUUACUUCUAUUAAAUUCUCAUCUUGGAGGGUUUGAAAUAUUUAAUGCCCCAUUUACAAAAGAGGCAAGGGAUUACAUCUUUUGGUGCAAGGUUUCAACUAUUUUUAUUAAUAGUAUUCCAUGGUUGAUUAUUCAAGUAAGAUCGGAUGAAGAUGAAAAAAUUAGUGAAGUAAAUAAUGAAGAAAUGAUUAAUUCCAACCAUGAAAUAAAUUAUGUGGAAGAUAAUGAUAGUCAAAAUGUAGGAGUAAACAGUACUAAUAAAGAGGAAAAAAUAGAUGAUACAAAUAGUGGACAUAUAAAUAAUGACAUACAUGAACUUAGUGAGACAAUAGAAGCAACUAAACAAGAUCUUGAAGAAAAUCAAGAUAAACAUGAUACAAUUAAACCUUUAGAUGAUUUACAAGUUUUUAAAUCGAAUGGUGAUUAUACUAGUGAAACAAGUAUCUUUUUAAAUAAAAAUUCCAAAGAAUGA
Messenger RNA from Cetraspora pellucida, 1827 nucleotides. Lineage: Eukaryota; Fungi; Glomeromycota; Glomeromycetes; Diversisporales; Gigasporaceae. The record is from the annotation of a GenBank genome assembly.